Molecule: messenger RNA, 468 nt
Organism: Trichoderma gamsii
Lineage: Eukaryota; Fungi; Ascomycota; Sordariomycetes; Hypocreales; Hypocreaceae
Exons: 3
Coding region: 1-468 (155 amino acids)
Biological process (GO): P-body assembly; spliceosomal snRNP assembly; nuclear-transcribed mRNA catabolic process
Cellular component (GO): spliceosomal tri-snRNP complex; P-body; U6 snRNP
Molecular function (GO): U6 snRNA binding
Source: RefSeq, a predicted model, not a curated record
AUGCUUCCCCUCGGAUUGCUCAAUGCCGCUCAGGGCCACCCCAUGCUGGUCGAGCUGAAGAACGGAGAGACCCUCAACGGACACCUGGUCAUGUGCGAUACGUGGAUGAACCUCACCCUCAAAGAAGUCGUGCAGACAAGCCCUGAAGGAGAUAAAUUCAUGCGGCUCCCAGAAGUCUACGUCAAGGGAAAUAACGUACGCCAAUACUCUCCCACCCCAUUUACUCGGAAAUACACUCAGCAACUUCAACUAACACCUCUUGUAUCACAGAUCAAGUACCUCCGUGUCCCCGACGAGAUCAUCGACCAAGUCACCGAGCAGCAAAAGAACCAGCAAGGCGGCGGCUUCCGUGGCGGUCGCGGCGGCCACCAGUCAAGAGGCGAUCACGGCGGCCACGGCGGCCGGGGAGGCGGCGAUAGAGGGCGAGGCCGUGGAGGCAGAGGUCGCGGCAGGGGACGUGGGCAGUAA